GUUAGUAAUUAAAAUGUCUGUAAUAGAAUUCGUUUAUUAUUCAUCACCUCUAGGUACGGCACGAAGAUGUGCCGACGAGUACAUAAUUAAUUGAUCACAGUAUACAUUAUGCAUCUAAAUGCACUUGCAAGCAGAAAUCGUAAAGGGUAGUAAUGGGUUCAAAAUCUAAAAUACUCCUGAAACUGUAUAAUUUUGCAGUUUUUGUUGGCAGUCAGCGGUAGCACGAGGGCGAACGGUCUGCCGCAUUGGAGGACAAAAAUCGUACCCGCAUGGGUCUACAUUAAAUUUUCUUACGUAUAAUUAAGAGUAUGGCAGCAAAGAUGCAGCAUUUCGAUCCGCCAAGCUCAGCAAGUUCUGACAGCGAGGAUAGAGAAAUUUGCGUGGACGAAAGAGAAAUUUUUCUAGCUGAUGAGCUCUGCGAAGAUGCUGAAUAUUAUAAACGUUCCGAUAUCGGAAUUCCUACACCGCAAUCUCCGAGGCCACCUUCAAGAGAAUCAAUGAUUUGGAGUACUUGUAUUUGGCAAUCAAGAUGUAAUUGGCGCACUGAAGUAGAAACCUUCUGUAAUUUGAAGAAGUCUAAAUGUUCCAAAAGAUCUCAGAGAUCUCCAAGAUCAAGAAGGCAGCGUACUACCAGUUUAACACAGUCCAGUAAGAAGACCUCUGCAGAGUCCAUCCUUAGAAGUAAGACAAGAACAAUAUACACAGCUGGUAGACCACCAUGGUAUAAUUCAGCUGGACAACAAGUAGAACCUUUUGUGAUAGGUAUUUGCGGGGGUAGCGCAUCUGGUAAAACUACAGUUGCAACAAAAAUCAUAGAAUCUUUGGAUGUACCAUGGGUCACGUUACUUAGCAUGGAUUCAUUCUACAAAGUAUUAAACGAAAAGCAGCACGACAUGGCAGCGCGUAACGAAUACAAUUUCGAUCAUCCUGACGCUUUUGAUUUCGAACUUCUUAAGACGACUUUACAGCGUUUGAAGGAGGGUAGAAUGGUGGAAGUUCCUAUUUAUAAUUUUGUAACACAUAGUAGAGAAAGUAGAACUAAAACAAUGUACGGUGCCAAUGUUAUUAUAUUUGAGGGAAUAUUCACUUUCUACAAUGUCGACGUUUUGAAGAUGUGCGACAUGAAGGUGUUUGUUGAUACUGACGCUGACGUGAGGCUUGCACGAAGAUUACGUAGAGAUAUAUCUCAAAGAGGAAGGGAUUUGGAGGGUGUAUUAAAGCAGUACAGUACUAUGGUGCAACCCGCUUUUUACUAUUAUAUAGCUCCCCUAAUGGUACACGCGGAUAUUAUUGUUCCACGCGGUGGAGAAAACGAGGUCGCGAUAGAACUUAUUGUACAGCAUGUACAUACUCAGCUUCAAUUGAGGGGUUUCAAACUCAGAGAAAAAUUAGCCCACUCGUCUAUCGGUCAGCCACUACCCUCUUCUCUUUACUUGCUUCCAGACACACCACAAAUUAAGGGUCUGCAUACAUUUAUAAGGAACAAAGAAACGUACAGAGAUGAGUUUAUAUUUUAUUCCAAGCGUUUAAUACGUUUGGUCAUCGAGUACGCCUUAUCUCUUUUGCCAUUUGAGGACGUGACCGUAGAAACCCCUCAGGGUGUAUUGUAUCCCGGAAAACGCGGGGCCACAGAUAAGAUAUGUGGUGUCUCUAUUUUACGUGCCGGUGAAACCAUGGAACAAGCUGUUAGAGAUGUAUGUAAAGAUAUAAGAAUAGGAAAGAUACUUAUACAAACGAACCAACAAACUGGAGAGCCGGAGCUCUAUUAUCUCCGGUUACCCAAGGAUAUUAAAGACUACAGGGUAAUACUAAUGGACGCAACGGUGGCAACAGGUGCUGCUGCCAUCAUGGCAAUCAGAGUUUUAUUGGAUCACGAUGUUGCCGAAGAGAAUGUGUUACUUGCAUCUUUGCUUAUGGCAGAAUCUGGUGUACACUCAAUCGCCUACGCGUUCCCACGCGUUAAAAUUGUUACUUCCGCCCUGGAUCCUGUGAUAAACGAGAAAUUUUACGUUUUACCCGGUAUCGGUAAUUUUGGAGAUCGGUACUUCGGUACCGAGCCAUCUUCUCUCGAAGAUUAACACGGUUCAAAAGGAUCUGAUUCAUGAAUCUACUUAAUUAUUUAAUCUCUGUUGUUAUAAAGCAAAUGCAGUAAUUCCAUGUAUCUUUAAUAAAAAGUUGUGUUAUACCCGAGGAACGUGGGCAACAUCCGUGCUGGUCGAGCAGCAUAUGUGUCAAUACAAGUGCAAAUUAAUUCGACGAAUCGAAUGAAGUUUUAUUUACUAAAUUUUUUGGAGUUAAAGCGGCGUUGUGUCGACGUUGGAGCCAACCUCGCCUCCCUCAGCAGUGGCACCCGUACUGCGUAAUUGUCUGUAACCUCGUGAACUUGCUCGACGGGAACGUCGCCAAGAAUCCAAGUUCACAGAAUUGGCGUUGUUUGACUGUCCAAGAAGAUACGUGACCAGUCGAUCAAGAGCGGCCAAGUCCUCUUUCGUGCUAACGGAAUUUUCUAAUCCAUCUGCUGGACGAAAACCAUCGGAUCCAGUAGCUUCUUUGAGUUCAGUGUUCGCAAUGUUGCUUACACUACCAGCGGUGUGGCGACCAAGUUUUGGCGUGAACUGUAACAAUGGUAUUCGACGCAAGUGUUUGUAUUAAGUUUUUGAUUUAUGUAUCAGUGAAUUUAAUUGGUUGUGUAAUUAUAUUAUUAUCAUUAUUUGUUAUAGAAUGCAUAAAAUAUUUAUGUUACCUCUUCCGGGCCGUGUUGGCCGUAGCUCACUCUUUGAACCUUGCGAAACGUCUCGUCGUCUGCGGCUUCUCGCAAUGCUUCAUUUAACGUUUGCUCUAAUGCGCGUUGUUUCGUUUUACUCAGACCAUCGUAAAAACUGCCGCAGAUGAUUAUUUUUAAUAUCGUGAAAUUUUUACACGAAUGCAAAAUAGUCUCGAAUUAAACGAUCAAAUUAAAAAAUCAAAUAAGUACAGAAAUAUUCAUUCGUUUGGUUGUGUUAAUUUGUUCGUUCAACUCGAACAUCACGUGGUCUGAAAAUAUUUCUGUUACCUCGAGUCUACCGAGCUGUUAUCUCGUGAAAUAUUCUUAUCACGAACCAGCCGGAUAUCGUGCUCCCAAAAGCGACGUAAUUCCGGUGUAGAUGUGUACGGUGCAGCUACUUCUUUAAUCUAGAAGAAAACCAUAAUUCGUACUGUGAAUGGUAUUGUACCAGCUAAACGAAAAGAGAAAUAUUAUACGAUAUAUUUAGAAACA
Molecule: messenger RNA, 3256 nt
Organism: Osmia lignaria (orchard mason bee)
Lineage: Eukaryota; Metazoa; Arthropoda; Insecta; Hymenoptera; Megachilidae
Product: lethal (2) k01209
Molecular function (GO): ATP binding; kinase activity
Source: RefSeq, a predicted model, not a curated record